AAGGGGUCACCCCUCCCGGUGGGACCGGCCCCGUUGCUGUGGCAGCCGGUGGGGUGAUGUGCCGGGGCCGGUAACGAGCCGGCCCCAAACCCCCGCCCCGUGACGCACCGGGCCCCGCACAGCCCCCGGCCCCGGAGCGGCCCCCGACAGGAGAGCGAUGCUCCCUGCAUCCCUGCGUCCCAUCCUAUGGAUGCUCCCUGCAGCCCCGGAUCCCAGCCCACAGAUGCUCCCUGCAUCCCUUCCCGUGGAUGCUCCCCACAUCUGCACAUCCCACGCCAUGAGUGCCUGCUGCAUCCCCGUGUCCCAUCCCACGGACCUCCCCUGUGCCCUGCAUCCCACCCUGCAGAUGUGUUUUUACAGGACAGCCCAGAGCCCGGUGCCCAGCCGGGCUGGCAGCCCGCACUGGCAUUCCCAGAGCGCUGCCAGGGCUGUCCUUCCUGGCCAGCUCCUGUCCUUGGAGCCCAUUGACAGUCAGGACACAGCCCUGGCUCCCUGGGAUGCUGUGGGAGCCAGUGCUCAGCAGGGCAGGACAGUGCCUGGACACCCCAACGGGGACGUGCUUGGCCUCAAGAAAUCCUCGUGCUGCCCAAGACCACCCAAAGCUGCAGGACAUCCCCUGAGCGUCACCCUGGCUCGCUGACCCCUGCACCACGGGGUGCCACCACACUGUGCCACCCACACUGGUGCUGGGGACACCCACAUGGGGUGCAAACACCACAGCCCCAUCGCUCCCCACCACAGCACUGCCUGGCUGGGACAGCAGAGCUGGUGGGGGACCUUGCUGGCCCAUGGGAAGGUUCCUGGCUGGAAGAGUCCCAGUGUCCAGCUGGCCAAGGGUGCUGGCCCGGUGCCACAGGGGCUGCCCCUGCUCAGCUGUCGCUGUCUGUGACGCUCCCGUGACGGUCCCGCUCGGCUCAGCCCUGCCACCAGCACCCAGGUACGGAGCUGGAACGGGAGCCCUGGGCCCUGGGGUGCCACGUGUGGGUGUGGGUUGGGGCCACCAGGCCAUGGGGAGCCCUGUGGAGGCUGGAGGUGGGGAAGUCUCACCCCCCUUCAUGCUCAGUGCUUGCAGCGCCUGCAGUCCCCACACAUGGACCUGUGCCACGUCCCUGCCACCCGGGAGAAGGGCUGGUACCUGGCACUGAUGGCCCCCAACGUCAAGGGUCCCAACUAUGCCUGGCUGGACCCCUCCCGGCUCUACUGCCACCCGCAAGGCUUGCAGGACUGCGUGGCCGACCUGCUGCAGCCCUUCCAGGGAGAUGCCAUCGACAUGGUGGCUGGCAUCGACGCCAUGGGCUUCAUCCUGGGCGCUGCUGCCGCUGUCACUCUGCAGAAAGGCUUCCUGGCCAUCCGCAAAGCUGGGCACCUCUGUGUGCACACCGUGGCACAGCCCUACACCGACUACUCGGGCCGGGAGAAGGUGAUGGAGGUCCGCACCGAUGCCAUCUCACCGGGUCUGCGCAUCCUUCUCGUGGACCAGUGGGUUGAAACUGGGGGCACCAUGAGAGCGGCCAUCGAGCUGGUGGAGCGGCUGGGGGGGGUCGUGGCAGGUGUCGCUGCCAUCUGCAUGGAGAACAGCGAGGGAGGGAAGUGGAUCCAGGAGCGCUACAAGUGCUCCCACUGUGUCCCCCUCCGCCUGCAGCCUCGCUUUGACCAGCACCAGUCUGGCUGGGACUGA
Messenger RNA from Prinia subflava (tawny-flanked prinia), 1678 nucleotides. Its product is annotated as adenine phosphoribosyltransferase-like. The coding region runs from base 1091 to 1678 and encodes 195 amino acids. NCBI's taxonomy places the organism in Eukaryota, Metazoa, Chordata, Aves, Passeriformes, Cisticolidae. Gene Ontology annotation, molecular function: adenine phosphoribosyltransferase activity. The record is from RefSeq and is a predicted model, not a curated record. The transcript is spliced from 5 exons.